CCGAACGGUUAACGUCGUCGUAUUAACUGUUUAUCUUCUUUACUCUGUAGAAAGCUUAUGCCUGGAUUCUCUCUUUCUCGGAGCGAGAAGAAUUUUUUAGGGUUUUGGGAACGCAUGGUGAUAGGAUUUGAUGGUGUGGCGAAAGAGUGAUCAGUGGUGAAAGAGAGGGGAGGAGGGUGUGCAAAUCACUAAUAGUAGCAUCAUUAAAUGGAAAGCUUUGAAUCUGAAGAACCAGAAAAGAAGAGACCUCACUUGGAUUCUCCCGCCAUGGUUCGUUAUUCCUCCACUUCUCCCAAUCAUGUCAAAUCCGUUGAUGCAGCAGUUCUGCAAGACCAGAAUCAAAAACUUGUCCAGCAGUUAGAUAUUCAGAAACAUGAGUUGCAUGAUCUCGAAACCAAAAUUACAGAACUAAAAGACAAUCAAAGCUCUUAUGAUGAUAUAUUGAUAACUGUGAAUCAACUUUGGAAUCAGUUGGUUGAUGAUAUGGUCUUGCUUGGAAUACGAGCUGGUGGAGGCCAUAAUGCCUUACAAAUCUUGGACCAUGCUGACAAUUCUAGAGGUUCUAUACCAUCAUGCCCUGUAGAGGAGAUGUUUCUUUGUAGGCUUCUAGAAACAGAUUUUAUUGAUAUUAGUGACAAAGAUGGGAUUGCAAAUUAUGUUGAACAAGUGUUAUCUGCUCGCCAUUCAUCCACGAGGGAUUUGAUAAGAUCUCUGGAGGAUAGCAUCUCUGCUGAGAUGAUGAAAACUGAGAGCAUGACUUUUUCUUUGAAUGGAAAAUUAUCUGUUGAAGACACUCUCGUGCAGCUCACAAAGAUUGAUGAUAUGCUGAAAGAAGAGGCUAAAAAUUUGCAUGAGAUGAUCAACGCUCUACAUAUGAAGCAUAAAGAAUAUGUGGAUGGGAUUCAAACAUAUAUAAGCAGCCAUUCAACUGACCGAUCUGAAAUUAAACGGCUUCAAGGUGAACUGGAAGAAAUCAUGGCCGAACUUGAAGAAAGCAGAAGAAAACUAGUUGAUCUGAAAAUGCAGAAGAAUAUAGCCUCUGGGUUGCAUGCAUCAACUCCAGUUGAAGCAAAUGGCAGCUUGUCACCAGAAAAACCUGCAGACAAGACAAUGGGUUUGCGGGAGAUAAAGGAUUUGAUUGAGGAGACAAAGAUAGUGGCAGAAGAUAGGCUUUCUGAACUUCAAGACGUGCAGGAACAGUACCUAAUAUAUUCAAAACAACUUAAGGAUCUUCAGAAUGAACUGAAGGAUGACAGAUUCAUACAAUCUUCUCGGCUUUACACUUUGUUAAAUGAUCAGCUUCAGCAUUGGAAUGCUGAAAUGGAACAAUACAAAGCCCUCUCAGAUGCUCUGCAGACUGACAGGUUACUUGUCACGAGGAGGGAGAAAGAACUAAAUAUGAAAGUUGAGUCAGCAGAUUCUGUUAGGAAUGCAAUUGAUAAUGCUGGUUCUAGAAUUGAAGAGCUAAAUCAGCAGCUUCAGAAGUGUAUCAUAGAAAGAAAUGAUCUUGAAAUUAAAAUGGAAGAAGCUAUCCAAGAUGCAGGAAGAAAUGAUAUUAAAGCAGAAAUUCGUGUGAUGGCAUCAGCUCUGUCCAAGGAAAUGGGAAUGAUGGAAGCUCAGUUGAACCGCUGGAAGGAGACUGCACAUGAAGCGAUUUCUCUGCUUGAAGAAGUCCAAACACUAAAAGUUUUGCUAAGUGAUAAGAUUGAGAAAUUGCAGAAGGAAAAAUUGGAAUUGCAAAUCUUCUUGGAUAUGUAUGGUCAAGAAGGCUACGAUAAUAGAGAUGUGACGGAAAUAAUAGAAUCAAGAAAUAAAGCUUAUUCACAAGCUGAAAUCUUGAAAAAUGCUUUGGAUGAACAUAGUCUAGAACUAAGAGUGAAAGCUGCUAACGAGGCCGAGGCUGCUUGCCAAGAAAGGCUUUCUGUUGCUGAAGCUGAAAUAGCUGACUUAAGAGCUAAACUGGAUACUUCUGAGAGGGAUGUUUUGGAGCUCAAGGAGGCUAUUAAAAGUAAAGAUGGAGAGUCAGAAACAUAUAUUUCCGAAAUUGAGACCAUUGGCCAGGCAUAUGAAGAUAUGCAGGCACAGAACCAGCACCUGUUGCAGCAGAUGACUGAGAGAGAUGACUACAAUAUCAAGCUCGUCUCUGAGAGCGUAAAGACAAGUCAGACACAUAGUUCCUUGCUCUCUGAAAAGCAGACAUUAGCAAGGCAACUUAAGCAGGUCAAUUCAUCAAUUGAAUCUGUAAAGAUGAGGAUUGUACAGGGUGAGGAGCAGAUGAAAGUUUGUUUGACAGAUGCUGUUAAAUUCACACAAGAGGAUAGACAUUUUAUGAUUAGCCUUGAAACUGCAAAGUGGGAGUUAGCAGAUGCUGACAAGGAGUUCAAAUGGCUUAAAUCUUCUGCAGCAUCUUGUGAGAAGGACUAUGAGCAGCUCCAGCGAAAGGUGGAUGAGUUCCAAUCAAGGUUGGAUAAGGAACAAAGCCAGAGGAAGAAGCUUGAGGAAGAGCUUAAUGAAUUGAAUAGUCAGGUUGCCGAGUUGAGUUCUGAGACUGGAGAGACUGCAUUACAGAAGCUUCAGGAUGAGAUCAAGAAUUGCAAGAAUAUUCUCAAAUGUGGUGUAUGUUUCGAUCGGCCGAAGGAGGUCGUAAUUGUGAAAUGUUAUCACCUAUUUUGCAAUCCAUGCAUACAAAGGAAUUUAGAGCUACGGCACCGUAAGUGCCCCGGCUGUGGAACCGCUUUUGGUCAGAAUGAUGUUCGGUUUGUAAAAAUAUGAAAAGGUCUGUCCCUCCCAUGGCCCUUGUAUUUUGAUUGUGAUUUAGGUUAGAGUUAGCAUCUGGAAACCAUGGAUGCCCCUUUGGGCCCGAACUUGAUAGUUAUAGAUAUAAAUAUGUUACUUUUUUCCUUGUUCAUAUGUAAUAAUUUGAUCGGCAUAGCAUAGUAUGGCACGUAUGUCAAUUGUAAAUGGAAAUCAAACUAUGUA
Molecule: messenger RNA, 2979 nt
Organism: Hibiscus syriacus
Lineage: Eukaryota; Viridiplantae; Streptophyta; Magnoliopsida; Malvales; Malvaceae
Product: E3 ubiquitin-protein ligase BRE1-like 2
Exons: 18
Coding region: 208-2772 (854 amino acids)
Cellular component (GO): nucleus; HULC complex
Molecular function (GO): metal ion binding; ubiquitin protein ligase activity
Source: RefSeq, a predicted model, not a curated record